Nothoprocta perdicaria is the source of this 1267-nucleotide messenger RNA. RefSeq names its product glycine C-acetyltransferase (gene GCAT). The record is from RefSeq and is a predicted model, not a curated record. Gene Ontology annotation, molecular function: pyridoxal phosphate binding; glycine C-acetyltransferase activity. The transcript is spliced from 9 exons. The annotation marks the transcript as partial. Gene Ontology annotation, biological process: biosynthetic process; L-threonine catabolic process. NCBI's taxonomy places the organism in Eukaryota, Metazoa, Chordata, Aves, Tinamiformes, Tinamidae.
AUCCGCGGCGCGGGCACGUGGAAGAGCGAGCGGGUCAUCGCGUCCCGCCAGGGCCCCCACCUCCGCCUGGCGGGCGGCGGCGCCGGGAUCCUCAACUUCUGUGCCAACAACUACCUGGGGCUCUCCAGCCACCCCGAGGUGAUCCGCGCCGGCGUGGAGGCCCUCGAGCAGUUCGGCGCUGGCCUCAGCUCCGUGCGCUUCAUCUGCGGGACGCAGAGCAUACACAAGGACCUGGAGGAGAAGAUCUCGCGUUUCCACCAGAGGGAAGAUGCUAUUCUCUACGCCAGCUGCUUUGAUGCCAAUGCUGGUAUCUUUGAGGCGCUGCUGACCCCGGAGGACGCGGUGCUGUCGGAUGAGCUGAACCAUGCCUCCAUCAUCGACGGGAUCCGCCUGUGCAAGGCUAACAAGUACCGCUACAGGCACAUGGACAUGCAGGACCUGGAGGCCAAGCUGCAGGAAGCGCAGAAGCACCGCCUGCGGCUGGUGGCCACCGAUGGCGCCUUCUCCAUGGACGGCGACAUUGCCCCCCUGCAGGAGAUCUGCCGGCUGGCCGAGAAGUACGAGGCCCUGGUUUUCAUCGACGAAUGCCACGCCACAGGCUUCCUGGGGCCCAAUGGCCGCGGUACGGAUGAACUCCUUGGAGUGAUGGAUAAAGUCACCAUCAUCAACUCCACCCUGGGAAAAGCACUGGGAGGAGCCGCAGGCGGGUACACGACUGGCCCCAAGCCCCUGGUGGACCUGCUGCGCCAGCGCUCCCGCCCGUACCUCUUCUCCAACAGCCUCCCUCCCGCCGUGGUGGGCUGCGCAUCCAAGGCGCUGGACCUGCUCAUGGAGAGCAAYGCCAUUGCGCAGUCUAUGGCUGCCAAGACCCAACGGUUCAGAAGUAAGAUGACUGCAGCCGGCUUCACCAUCUCAGGGCAAGACCACCCCAUCUGUCCUGUCAUGCUUGGGGAUGCUCGACUGGCUUCUGCGAUGGCUGACGACAUGCUGAGCAGAGGCAUUUAUGUCAUUGGCUUCAGCUACCCCGUGGUCCCCAAGGGAAAGGCUCGCAUCCGGGUCCAGAUCUCUGCUGUGCACAGUGAUGAAGACAUCGACCGCUGUGUGGAAGCCUUCAYUGAGGUUGGACGGAAACAUGGAGCGCUGCCCUGAGGGGCCACCUUCUCCAGUGACCUUCCUGCCCAGGACCAAGACAAGUGCCUGUACUGGGGGAAAAUGCUUGAGCAGCACCUUGGUGAAAGCAGCAGUGCCCAAGGCAGUGCCACAGGCA